Messenger RNA from Pseudo-nitzschia multistriata, 1439 nucleotides. The record is from the annotation of a GenBank genome assembly. NCBI's taxonomy places the organism in Eukaryota, Bacillariophyta, Bacillariophyceae, Bacillariales, Bacillariaceae.
UUUUCAUUGGUCUUUAUGCACUGCAACAGCUACACUCCGCGGUUGGAUCCGUGACAAUCGAACUAAUUCUGACCAGCACACCGCUUUGCCGUUGCACGAAACUAAGGAUAUGGUAACAAAGUGGAAUUCAUGCUUUCGAACAUCAGUUGCUUUCGGUUUCCUCCCCGUCGCCCUUGUUGAACGGAUUGAUGUUGUCAAACCAACCCCCCACAUCGGGCAAGCUCAGGUUGAUUCGGUCUGCCCAGGACUGCGCCGGAAAGGCAGAGAAUCGGUUCGCGCUGGACCGAAAGUCCCUGCCGUUGGCAUCGGUACCAGUCCACACCACGUAAAGCAUCAGAUCGCAUUCCGCCGUCGUGGACUCCUUGCAAGCCUCGACGGUGUUGAAGCAAGCCCCCACGGGUUGCUUGGCGCCUUCUUCCGUCUGGAUUUCACCGUCGUAGCCAUAGGUGUUGUCUACGCAUUGCUUGCUGCCACAGAACACGCACGCAUUGUCCCAAGURAUCCCCGUCACGCUCCCCUCGUCGACGGAAAUGAUUGCCGUCAGAAAAGGGAAGACCUGUCGUUCGCUGUUGUAGUAUAGUUUUUGAAACGACAGUCUGUGCAAUAGAAGAGCGAAAAACAUGAUUCGAGAUCAUGAUUUUACAGCAACAAAAGCGUUCGUGAUGGGUGAAGGGAGUGGUUUAUCCAACCRAUCGGGAAGGAACGCACCGAUAAGUUGAGAAAAACGAAAAAUAAAAUUUUUGAGAGACGAGCCAUGUCAAUCCAGUGGAAGUGCCCUACUUUCAAUAGAGCGUCGAGACGGCAUUGGUCUGGUAUUCUUUUUUCGCCUCCAAAAUGCCAACACGCCAAAGCGCCAUAUUCCACAAUACAAUAGCACACCUAACAAAACACAACAACCCCAUUGCUCUCGCUCGRAACCAAAACGUCAAGACUUACGCGGUUUGAGCUUCGGCGUGGACCGUGAUGUUCCCCGUGAAUAUUUCYCCCAACUGGGGAUCUCCCACCAGUUGCGAGAAGGACUCGGGGACGUGAAACCUCGAAUACUGGUCCGCGAUCGGUGCAAAGUUGAGYCGCAUGUACGUCACAUCGUCCGUCCAGUCGCCGUUGUUCGAGACCACCAGGCACACGGUCGUGGGUUUCCCGAUGGUCACCGGUUCAUAGCCCGUUUCGGGAUUGACGCAACCCCCCCAGCCCGAGCUGACUUCCUCGGCGGCCUGGUCGUCAGAGGCAACGGGGAGGACGGCAAAUGGGGAGAGCAGCAGCAGCGAAACGAGAAGCGCGGCGGGUGCCACCAUGGAUUGGAAGCGUGAGACGGAACGAAGCGGCAUCGGGCUCGGUGUAAUUCGUGGUUGAAAUGUUUCUUCUGUUGGUAUAAUGUAAAAGGUGAUUAGUCGAUGGCUCGUCAAUGGAAGCAAUUGGAAUAAUCACUGAUGUUGGGU